GCAGAGGACUACCAUCAGAAAGUACGUCGGAAGCAAUCGCAAUGGCUUGGUUGCCUCAAACGAUGUUCGUAUCUUUUCUUGUACACGUUUUCGCUAGGAGUUUACGCCAUCUUGUCAUGUCCCCAAGCCCUUUCCCUACGCACGAUUUCACUUGCACACGGAUGCUUCGAGCACAAGCAUGAGCGGAAUCUGCUGCUCCGCCAGUGCAACACCCCAAAACCAACAAAGAAUCUGGCAAGAGCCAAAUAGCGUAAGCUUACGCCUCACAUCGUCCUGCUCCCGUUCCCCUGGUUGCUUUGCUUGCCUCACCAGCACCGCAGGCAGGAACCGCAGGAGGGGGUCCAGCCCCCCCCUCCUAUCACAGAGCACUGCAGCGGUGUGCUCGUGUUCCGCGCGCAGGUCAAACACCAUGCUUCGUCUGGGCCAGUUCACUUCGAGGGUGACUCGGGGGGUGGCUGCUGCCUGUCGCAACAAUGCAUUGCUGCCGUGUUCAGCAGGUCAGCAGCAACAUGGCGUGUCGAUGCUCAGAGCGUUGGCCGCUACUGAGCACUCCAAGGCCAACAGCUCUGAACACAACAAGACCUGCACCACCUCUAGUGGUGAACAGCGGAUCAGGGCUUACGCCAGCAGGAGGAGACUGAUCGCAUGGCCCGCUGCGCAUCUACCGGGUGCGGGGUUUGGUGGUGCAAAAUCAAAGCGACUCAUGUCCACCGCGGCUGGAACUGGGCACAAUGGAGACGUUGCGAGGACCGCAGACCUUGGCCCCGAUGCUAUGGCGGGCAGUGCGGAUGCCGCGAUGGCUGCGGCCGGCACUGCAGAGCAGGCCCAGGCCACGUUGGAUGUUGCACCGGAGACCUUCAAGAUGGCCCUCUACACGCCCCCUCAGCUGGCAAUGAUGGCGGUGGAUUAUGUUCACGCGACCACAGGAAUGCCCUACUGGAUGACCAUCAUAGCCAUCACCGUGGGGAUCAGGACAGCGAUCCUGCCGAUCGGACUUCUCGCUGCUAGGAAUGGGGCGAGGACGGCGGCAAUGAAACCGGAAAUGGAUGCACUCCAAGCGGCCAUCAAGGGAGAUCAGCAGUCGUCCCAACCAAGGAAAGCAGACCGCUAUCGGCAGGAGACGAAGGCCCUGUUCCAGAAGCACAAGGCCAGUCUCGUGAUGAACGCGGCGCUGCCCAUCGUCCAGCUGCCCCUCUUCAUUGGCUUCUUCCUUGGGCUUCGGAGAAUGCCGGAUGUGGUCCCUGAGUUUGCCACCGGCGGGGUUUUGUGGUUUCAGGACCUCGGUGCGCCCGACCCGUACAUGAUUUUCCCGGUCAUGACCGGGGUAAUGAUGAUGGCGAUGGCAGAACUUGGUGGCGAGGGGGGUGCUUUGGCCGGCAGUUCGGUGAAGAUGAAGGCGGGCAUGCGUGGGAUGGCGUUGCUGGUCACACCGUUGACCAUGUACGUGUCGACGGGCGUGUUUGUGUACUGGACGACGUCCAACUUUUACUCCAUCCUGCAGACUCUGGCCUUCAAGUCAUCUGCAAUCAAGAAGUUCUUCGACUUCCCGGACCUUCCACCGAACAAGCUGAAGAGAGACACGGCUGAGAAGGAAAUCGGUUGGUUCGACGUCCUCGGCGGUGAUCACCCCAUCAAGGAAUACAGAAAAAUGCAAGAUCAGCGGGAAGUGCAGGCCUGGUUCGUGGAAGGGGAGGGGGGGUGGACCCGCAAAGCGCACAACGCUAAACAUGGAGAGGGCGGCAACGUCGCACGGGAGGGGGCGCCGUUUCACGCCCCGCCGUUGAUGGCGGGCCCCGUGUCCGGGAAGGCGAAAACGACGUCGUUUGCUGCUUCUGCCGCUGCGGAGACACCGAAAGUAGUUUUGCGGUCAGUGCGACCAAAGCCCACGGGGAACAGGGGCAAAACUGCGGCACGAGGGCCGAGAAAAAACGGGGGCUAAUCCCAAACGAUUUGAUCCGCAGGGAUAUCUGCGUGUGUGGUGGUUACGUGAUGAAAGUUUACCGCGCUGUCGAUAAGGAUAACCCAGUCGGGCGGAUGAGCGGUGGUCACACUCCAAGAUGAAAGAUUAUUGGUUGGUGAGUUCUUACCGCGCAGGCAGUUCAAGAUCGACGAGAGCCCUCACCGUCUCGCUGUGAUGGUGCAUGCCAACGUGCUUGGCAACAAACCACGGGCAGGUUUAGUACAGUACAGUAUUUUUAUUCCAGUAUUUAACUGCGUACUAAAACGUCCAGUACAGUACAGUACCGAGAGCCGUGCUGCCAGUACAGUAUAUUCCAGUAUCGAGAGCUGUACUGGAGAUUGCAGUAUUUUUAUUCCAGUAUUGAAAGCUGUACUAAAACGUCCAGUACAGUACAGUACCGAGCGCCGUGCUGCCAGUACAGUAUAUUCCAGUAUCGAGAGCUGUACUGAAGAGUGCAGUAUUUUUAUUCCAGUAUUGAAAGCUGUAC
Ectocarpus sp. CCAP 1310/34 is the source of this 2447-nucleotide messenger RNA. The record is from the annotation of a GenBank genome assembly. Lineage: Eukaryota; Phaeophyceae; Ectocarpales; Ectocarpaceae.